UUUCACUCAGGAGCUCCAAUUUUUCCUCCGGCGGUUCAAACUGUAAUAUUUUAUUUUAUAUUUACACCUUUCACUUCGGUUUCUGCCUCAAAGUGUUUGUUUGUUUGUUUGUUUGUUUGUUUGUGGGCGGUGCGUCGCGCUCGGUCCGUCUCUCCUCCCUCGGUCCGUCGGAGCUGCUGCUUUUUCGUCGUCUCCGUUUGGGAGCAGCAGCACACUCCACCGCCCUGCUAUUUACACCAAGUCAAAAUGUCCGCCAGCAGCGGAACAUGACAGGAAGUGACGAGUCGACCGUGUGAACAUCAUGUCCCGCGCUGAGCAUCUGGUGCCGUUGCCUUCUUCCUCUGCAGUGGAUGUUUCACUGCUGCGGAUGCUCCUCCUCCUCCUCCUGAUUGUUCCACUACCCGGCCCAGUCAUGAUGACAUCGCCAGUCACUGUGGCCUUGUGGCGUCGUGGCAACAGAGUCUCCACCAUCAACGCCUGCCACCGGUUGGAGACAGGAGAUGGAGGACUGACGGUCCGCUGCACUGCACUUAGGCUGACCCAGGUACCUGUCGGCCUGUCUAACCGCACCACUCGCCUGUUUCUGAAUAAAAACCUGCUGACCUCUCUGGCAGCCAACACUUUCUCCAGUCUGUUCCUGCUCGAUGAGCUCGACCUGUCGCACAACCAGCUCUCCUCACUGGAAGCUGGUUGUUUCCGUGGGCUGGACUCUCUUUGCUUCCUGGACCUGUCGUUCAAUCGUCUGUCUAUGCUGGACCUGGCCGUGCUCGGCGGUCUACAAGUUGAGGCCAACCUCACACAUAACCUCUGGCACUGUGACUGCAGGAUGGAGCUGUCGAUGCCUCAGUUGGAUCUGGAUCCAACCUCUCUAGCUGAAGUCAUCUGUGCCACCUCUGAUCUCCCAAACCUUGGAGCUGUUGGGAUUCCAAUGGUUUUGCUGAUGGAGGACUGGGAUCUGUGUCUGUCUGUGAGGAAAACCACUGAUAUGGUGACACUGGUCACAAUGUUCCUCUGGCUCUUCAUGCUAAUCUGCUAUCUGGCCUACUACAUCCACCAGAACCAGGCAGUCUCAAGACGAAACUUGGAGUACCUCAAGUUACUGGAGAACAAGGAUCCUUAUAAACCCAAGAAGAUGACUCCUUAAGGACCUUUUUGAACUCCAGAACUUCUUCUAAAGGGCCAGCGUUCCCUACAAUUACAUCAAGGACCCUUUACGUUUUCCCUCAAAGACAUCUACAGUGGAGAAAAUAAGUAUUUGAUACACUGCUGAUUUUGCAAGUUUUCCCACCUACAGAGAAUGAAGAGGUCUGUAAUUUUUAACUUCAACUGUGAGAGACACAGAAAAUCACACUGUAUAAUUUUGAAAUAAUUAAUUUGCAUUUUAUUGCAUGAAAUAAGUAUUUGAUCACCUACCAACCAGCAAGAAUUCUGGCUCUCACGGACCUGUUUGUUUCUCUUUAAGAAGCCCUCCUAUUCUGCACUUAUUACCUGUAUUAAUUGCACCUGUUUGAACUCGUUACCUGUAUAAAAGCCACCUGUCCACACACUCAAUCCAUCACACUCCAACCUCUCCACCAUGCCCAAGACCAAAGAGCUGUCUAAGGACACCAGGGACAAAACUGUAGACCUGUAUGAGACUGCGAUGAGCUACAGGAUGAUAGGAAAGCAGCUUGGUGAGAAGGCAACAACUGUUGGUGCAAUUAUUAGAAAAUGGAAGAAACACAAGAUGACUGACAAUCUUCCUCGGUCUGAGGCUCCAUGCAAGAUCUCGCCUCGUGGGGUAAGGAUGAGUCUGAGAAAGGUCAGGAAUCAGCCCAGAACUACAUGAGGGGACCUGGUCAAUGACCUGCAGAGAGCUGGGACCACAGUCUCAAAGAUGACUGUUAGUAACACACCCUGUCAUCAUCAAUUAAAGCCGCAAGGUCCCCCUGCUCACGCCAGCAAAUGUCCAGGCCCGUUUGAAGAAUGCCAGUGACCAUCUGGAUGAUCCAGAGGAGGCAUGGGAGAUGUGGUCAGAUGAGACCAAAAUAGAGCUUUUUGGUGUCAACUCCACUCGCCGUGUUUGGAGGAAGAAGAAGGAUGAGUACAACCCUAAGAGCACUGAAGCAUGGUGCUGGGAACAUUAUACUUUGGGGGUGUGUUUCUGUAAAGGGGUGGGGCAGUGGGUUCUGAGAGAGGCAUCAGAGGGGACGGGCAGAACGCAGCUGCCCAGCAUGGGAUUGUGUUUGUGUUUUUGCAGCUGGCAGGAGGAAGGAGGACUGAGCUGAGCUGAGGUGGAGGCCUGCCACGCAUGUAAAAAUUAAAGAAGAGAACACAAUAAAAAGAGUAUUGUGACACGA
Messenger RNA from Archocentrus centrarchus (flier cichlid), 2339 nucleotides. RefSeq names its product leucine-rich repeat-containing protein 3-like. The transcript is spliced from 6 exons. Gene Ontology annotation, cellular component: extracellular matrix. The record is from RefSeq and is a predicted model, not a curated record. Bases 302 to 1144 code for a protein of 280 amino acids. Gene Ontology annotation, molecular function: protein binding. Lineage: Eukaryota; Metazoa; Chordata; Actinopteri; Cichliformes; Cichlidae.